Molecule: messenger RNA, 2397 nt
Organism: Guillardia theta CCMP2712
Lineage: Eukaryota; Cryptophyceae; Pyrenomonadales; Geminigeraceae
Product: kinesin-like protein
Exons: 30
Coding region: 1-2397 (798 amino acids)
Biological process (GO): microtubule-based movement
Molecular function (GO): microtubule motor activity; ATP binding; microtubule binding
Source: RefSeq, a predicted model, not a curated record
AUGAACCUAGAGGCUUGUGGUGGAGCAGGCAAGGUGCUGACUGCGAGCUGCCUGCUGUUUGCAGCUGCCGCCAAUGCGGUCAUGGGUGUGACUAUGAUGGACAAAAAGUCAGAGACUGUCCGGGUUGUGGUCAGAUGCCGCCCUCUCUCCUCCAAGGAGGUUGAAAACGAGAAGACAAUGAUCGUAGAGAUCGACGACAAGAUUGGGGAGAUCGCAGUGAACCCUCCCAAGGAGAUCAACGAGCCCCCUAAGAGAUUCACCUUCGACAUGGUGUAUCCUCCCAACACCAAACAGGACUACCUCUUCGAGACGACCGGACUUCCUAUCUGCCAGUCUGUGAUGGACGGCUACAACGGUACAAUCUUCGCCUACGGCCAGACCGGGACAGGAAAGACGCACACCAUGGAGGGAGUGUGGGAGGUCCCAGAGCUCCGAGGGAUCACUCCUCGCUCCUUCUCCUUCAUGUUCGAGCAGAUCGAUGGGAUGCGGAACGUGUCGUUCCUGAUCAGAGCAUCGUACCUCGAGAUCUACAACGAGGAGGUCAGAGACCUGCUUAGCAAAGAUCCCAGCAGGAAGCUGGACCUGAAGGAGGUGUCGUUGGCAGCGGCCGACCUGGAGAAGGGAGUCUACGUCAAGGACCUGACGCAGCACAUUGUUAGGAGCCACAAGGACUGCGAGCAGGUCAUGCUGGCUGGCAAGAGGAAUCGAUCAGUGAGCUCGAUCGGCUUCUCCUGUCAGUUCACUGAGAGCUCGUUGACCCAGAUAGGCGCAACGUUGAUGAACGCGGAGAGCUCUCGGUCCCACUCAGUCUUUACCAUUGUGGUCGAAAGCAGCAAAACUGAUGAUAGAGGAGAGUCCCAUGUCCGCGUUGGGAAACUCAACCUUGUCGAUCUUGCGGGAUCCGAGGUUUCUUGUCCCCUUUCUCGUCCUCGUCCUCGUCCUCGUCCUCGUCCUCGUCCAUCUCGUUUCAGAAUUCCCUUAUAUCGUCAGGGCAAGACAGGGGCGACCGGCGAGAGGCUGAAGGAAGCAACCAAGAUCAACUUGUCGCUGAGUGCUCUUGGAAACGUUAUCAGCGCACUAGUCGAUGCCAAGACAGCUCACAUCCCGUACAGAGACAGCAAGUUAACGAGGCUGCUCCAGGAUUCUCUGGGAGGCAAUACUAGGACUGUGAUGGUUGCAAACAUUGGGCCGGCAGAUUACAAUUAUGACGAGACGCUGUCGACUCUCCGGUGCAUAGAGGAGGAGGAGAAGGAUGAGGAUGGGGAGGAGGAGGAGGAGGUGGUGGUGGAGGGCGAGGAGGAGGAGGAGGAGGAGGAGGAGGAGGAGGAGGAGGAGGAGGAUUCUGAAAAUCAAGUGGGGGAUCGCAGGUAUGCAAACCGAGCAAAGUCUAUCAAGAACAAACCGAAGAUCAACGAGGACCCCAAAGAUGCAAUGCUGCGACAGUUCCAAGAAGAGAUCGAAGCUCUCAAGGCCCAGCUAGCAACUCGAGGAGGGGCUCAUCCCUCCGGCAGCCUCUCAGCCGGAGGCCACCACGAGGACGCGAUUGUCUCCAUGUCAACCGAAGAGCUAGAGGAAACUAAGAGAGAGCUCGAGAAGCAGAAGCUGGCGCUCAAGGAGCAGGAGGCGGUCGACCAGGAAGAGAAGCAACUUGAGCUGAAGAAAAGAGAGCAGGAGAUCACAAGAGAGCAACGAGCCCGCGAACAUCUCGCCAAGCAAAUCGCUGCCAUGCAGGCACAAAUCAUGCAAUCCAACGCGGACGAGGAGAAAGUCCGCGAGCUGGAGGAGAAGGCUCAGGCUGCUCGGGACAUGAUCGAAGAGCAGCUGAAAAAGGUGCUCGCAGCUGCUGACCAGCUCAAGGAACGGGAGCUGAGAGAGCAGCUCAAGAGCAAGGAGGACGAACAGCUGAACAUCGAGGAGGAGUUCACGUCGCUGCAAGAGGAGCUGGUGGCGAAGACGAAGAAGCUAAAGAAGCUCUUCGGCAAGUAUGAGCAGGUCAAGGAGCAAGUCACGGAAGCCAAGGAGAUGAACCAGAGGGAGAGAGAGGAUCUCCUCGACAUCAUCCGCCAGCAGGACAAGGACCUGAAGCUCAUGAUGCUUGUGGUGAACUCGUUCAUUCCCGAGGAGUAUUUGGAGAAGAUACAAGAUGUCGCGGUCUAUGACGAGCAGCAAAGUGUCUGGGAUAUCAGCCACCUCGACGUGUCUGGGCGGCAAGAGGAGCAGAGGAGGAACAAGCAUACGGAAGCGAAACUGAAACCGAGCUCAUCGGACAGCUCUGAUUCAGAGAGUGUGGGAGAAAUGGCAGCUGCCAUGGCUCAGAAGAACAUCUUCUUCUCUUACGGCUCCAAGGCGUCUGAUCGCCCCCAGAGCUCCCGCAAGGUCAGCAAGAGGAGCAAGUGA